AUGGCGCUGACCUUCGCCAUAUCACAAGCUCACCUCAUCCGUCGCGGUGCCCUCUACCCGUACGAGAAAUAUCUCUGCAUCACCCCGAAUCCAGAAGAAAUGUACGCUACGCGAGCUCUGAGGAUGAUGCCCACUAGGCGCAUGAUGCGUCCUGUCCCCAAGGAGGACCAGAGCGCGCACACUGUCUCUCAGCGCCUCCGAAAAUUGCGACAAAUUCCGGCAGAACUGAUCCCGCUUGGCGUUGUCGUCGCAUUCGCCGUCUCCGCUGCCGCCUACUCGAGUCUGCGAAAGUUCUCCGUGGACAAGAACCUCCGACUGAGCCGGCAAAAUCGCCAGGACGAGCCUCACGCCGAAGGUCAUGAAGAGCACUGA
Messenger RNA from Durotheca rogersii, 372 nucleotides. RefSeq lists its product as uncharacterized. The coding region runs from base 1 to 372 and encodes 123 amino acids. Lineage: Eukaryota; Fungi; Ascomycota; Sordariomycetes; Xylariales; Xylariaceae. The record is from RefSeq and is a predicted model, not a curated record. The transcript is spliced from 5 exons.